AUUUAAUAUGCUGUCGCAUUGUUUUGAUAUUUAGAAUGUAGUCACCAUUGACACCAUUAGUAUGUAUUCAAUAUUUUCUAUACAAAAUAAAUAUAUUAUAUAUGCUAUUAAUAUGUAAAAAAAACUUUUUUUCAGAAUACUUUCGUUUUAUGACCACAAUGUUAAGUAUAGCCAAUGUUAGCAAAAACCUUACGAACGAUGAAAGGAAAUUGUAUUUGUCAGCGUUACAGCAAGAGUCAACCAUUGCCUUUAUUCCAACGUUUGUGUAUUUAGGACUCUUGGCCGUGGUUGGUAUUCCAGGCAAUAGUUUGGUAAUCAUUGUUUAUCAGACCAAGAUGACAAUCAAACCUUUAAGUAUUUUCAUCAUCAGCAUGGCUGUCAUUGACCUUAUUAUCUGUACGUUGAUUUUACCAGGUGAAUUUUAUCAUCUGUUUCAUGUAUGGGAUUUUCCUGAGAAACUUGUAUGCCAGUUUUAUUUGUCCGUAAGUGCUUGGCUUGUCAUAUCAUCUGGUUUAAUGUUGGUUGCCAUAGCAAUUAUUAGGUACAUGAUGAUAUGCAACCCUUUAAAAAAACAAGUGACACCGACACGCGCUAAAUGUAUCUGUUCUUUAAAUAUCUUCAUUGCGAUAGUGGUCUCAAUACCCCACGGAAUUCUGCAAGGAAAACACAGCCGACAGACACAACAUCCAAACAUUGUUGGUUAUUAUUGUCAAGUGGACGACAGCUAUGUUGAAACAAUAUGGCCGACUUUAGACUCUGCUUUUUUCUUUCUUUUGUUUAUCGUAACUAGCUUCAUAGUGACAUAUUGCUAUGUACGUAUCGGGUGUUUCAUUAGAAGACAUGGAAAGAAUGUCCAUCAAAGGAAUUAUUCCCCAGCUACACUAAAGGCUGCUAAUGAUGUGGAAAUGUCACACACAGAUCUAAAAGUUACAGACAUGAAAACACAAAAUAAAAGUUGUUCAACAUAUGCGGUUCAAACAGCUAUCAAUGAUACAUCAGAAAGUGUGGUUGCUAUUUCAGACCUCAGUGAAAUAAAUACCGAAAAUAACAAUAACAUUAAAACUAAUUUAAAAAAAUACAAUGUAGAUGAAUCCUUUCCCCCUAAGAACCUUGGUAGAGAUGUCUACUCCACAGACGACAUCGUCCUAGAUAACAUUGUUACCAAACAAAAAGGUGACUUUACCAUCCCAAGUCAUGGCAAGCAAGUUUGUUUCCUUAAAAAAAAUAGAAAGCAUUUAAUCAGAACACAUCUUAUGAUGCUAACAGUAACUCUUGUCUUUUUUCUGGGAUUUCUUCCUUACCUUGGUUUAAAUGUUCUAAUUGCUGUUUCUCCAGAGACAGUGGUCUUACUGCAAGGAUGGUCUUUGGCGAUAUAUCAGUUGUUUUUAAACUCGUAUCUUGUAAACUGUGCUGUUAAUCCAGUCAUCUACAGUUUGAUGGAUCAGAAGUUUAAAAAUAUUUGCAUCAAAAUGUUUCAAAGCAAGCAUUGAGUACACAUAUAAAUAUAAAACAAAAAUAUAACUAGAAUUACCCACCAGCUACGCCCGUGGAUUUGUUCCUAGGCUUAAUAUUGGUGUUUUUUUUCAACACCAUUCCCAAUUUUUUUUUAGUUCUUCCUAUACAACGGGCCACCAGUUAGGAUGAUGAAACUGAUUGGCUAAUAUUUUCAUUACUUUCCAUAACGCCCGAUGAAUUCUCUUGCAAUGGGUCAACACGUCCUUGUACACUACAUUUCUGGUUUUCGUAUUUGGCUGGAGGAUGAUCAAGCUGUCAGGCGAGCUUACUCUGAAACUUACAAACUAUGAUUGCCCAUGAGAGUGAGCAAUCUGUCCUGAGAGCCGCUCCAGCCAUUUUCAAACUCUGCUCCUUUGACUUAUUGAUAGCAUUGUGCCGUUGCACAGUUUUUUUGUUUUGGGGGGGGGGGGGUAGAUUUCUUAACAGUAUGAUUGGAGCUCGAGCCUUAAGGCGUAGCACAUAAGGAGGUAUCUCUAGUAGAUCAAGAGUGUGAAGGAAUCCAAAAAGGGAAUGAACUGCAUCUUCAAUUUCUACUAAAUGUAAAAUAUAAGGACUCAUAUGUCCUCAACUCAGUGGGUAGUUUCCCUAAGAGAAAAUUGUUAAUGCAGUUUGCCGAGUGAGAAUGGCCCAUUGCCCUUAGCCAUGAAGGACAAUCGGUCCGAUCUUUAUCUUCCAACUCUUUGUUUUUACAAUACGUCUAUUCAAGUCACACAUUCAUGGAAACUGUUCCCUUCUGGGUGGGUGGGUAGAAACGUUCUUUGAAAACGGCUCUAAUGAUUGUCCUUGAAUCAACUAGAAACUAAAAGCCUAGUUGAUGUUUGGAACAGAAUAACUAACUCAUUGGCCACUUCGGGAAAAAACUCUUGUUUGAGUUAUAAUUUUUCAAAGCAUAAAAGAAACAUUAAAUAUGUGUAGAGAUCUAGAAAAUCUUUAUCUUGAACAGAUUACGUCUUGUGGUAUGUCCAGAUGUAGGCACUAGUCUUUUAAGAUUUUGAUACAUUAAAAAUUAAAGACAUUUGGCGCACGGUCUUCUAAGUCUAGAUCUAAAAACCUGUCAGUAGAAUAUUAAAGCGUCGAGUACAUUUCACAAUCGCUUAACCAGGUUUUGUGUCGGGGUGGGCUGGAGAGAAAGGUGUGGGCUAAAAAUUGUUGAGCUUUUAAUCUGGAAAAUAUCUUAGUUCUCUUAAGUCCUAGACUAAAGGUAAGUGAUGUCAAGUUUCAUCUUUGUAUCUUUUCGUCCACGGACAAAAGGAGAAUCAGUGAUGAGCCAGGUCCCUUAGAAAUAUAAUAUAUAAAUAUAUAUAAUUUAGUACAUUGAAUGUUGCAUGUAUUUUUGAUGUUUAGCUGGCUUUAUUCACUUAUAUACCAUAUUAAUGUAAAGAAAAAUCAAAUGUUUGUCUAACGAUGACCAAGCUUAAAAAAUAUUUUUUCGAUAUCUAUUUAUGGCAUUCAAUAUUUUUCUGCCCUCACUGUUGAUGAUUUUUAAUUUACGAAUGUUUAAUAGAAAAAACGAAGUCUUAAAAUAAAGAAAAAAGA
This is a messenger RNA of Biomphalaria glabrata, 3051 nucleotides long. Its product is annotated as melatonin receptor type 1B-B-like. Bases 102 to 1490 code for a protein of 462 amino acids. Gene Ontology annotation, cellular component: membrane. The record is from RefSeq and is a predicted model, not a curated record. NCBI's taxonomy places the organism in Eukaryota, Metazoa, Mollusca, Gastropoda, Planorbidae. The transcript is spliced from 3 exons. Gene Ontology annotation, molecular function: G protein-coupled peptide receptor activity. Gene Ontology annotation, biological process: neuropeptide signaling pathway.